GCUUCUUCUGCGAGGGCUUCGAGAUGACCUUGAUAAGGCGGCUGUGGAAGGUACCCAGCUCCCGGCCCCCGCGCAGCACCAGCCGCAGCACCAGCCGAAAGUGCUUCCUCUUGUCUGCAUCUGAGAUGUACAGGGUCUUGGCGCAGCCGAAUUCCUAGGGGGCUCACAGGUACAGGGCCAUCUCAUCCCAGCCCUCCCCCGUCGGAUGAACCAACCUCUCCCAGAUAUCGGACGUCCGCCCCGUCGGAGGUGACCAGAAGCUCCACCAUCCAGGCUUUCAGGCUCGGCCUUAAGGCAGGACCCCGGCCUCCCGGUCUCCCCACCUAUCUCUUGGCUUUUGGAGGGGAGUAAAGGAGCCCUCAUUUCCCACGAGAGGCAGGGAUGGGAGCAGGAAUCGGACCCCUUCCCGUGCGCUCUCACCCUGGAGUCCGGCUGCUGCUCGAAAUUCAGCUUCUGCGUCUCAGCGGCGCUGCCGGACGCGCUGUCCAGUCCCAUGUAACCGCAGACCGUGGGCCCCGUUUCCCCCGCCUGGUGAGCUGGAAAGGGACGCGAACUGGCUCUGCAAGGACUCGGGAGGACGCAGGUGCCAGGCAAGCUUAGCGCUCGCCGCCAGAGGGCGCGGGGAGACUGCGCCUGCGAACCGCCCCCUCUCGGGCCCAAUCUCGUGGUCCUCCCUACAGAGCAGGCGGCCAGCAGCCCUUGAGUCCGCCCUCACCUUGAUCCUGCCCUGGCUUCACCCUCCAGCCAGGCCCCGAGAGGUAGACACAGGGCGGGGGGCAGAAGAACCUGCGGAGAUAAGUGAGUGUUGGAUUCGUGCAUCCAUCUCCACUUGGCUCUCCUGACCGGAGUCUCUCCUCACUCCUGGAGGGGACAGCGUAAGACCGCACCCUCGAAAGCCAGGCCAGACAGGCAGCAGCCACAGCCAGGACCGCUCCACCCCUUGGGGCUCUCCUCAGGGAAGUGCCUUCUAAGCUUCCAAUGAAUUCCGGCUGUGGAGUGUGGCUGCCCCGGUCUCCCCAGUCUCCCGCUGUAGCCGAAUUCCAGCCUGGCCCGCAGCUAGCCCUGUCUGCAGCUCCAAGUGUGGUAGGAGCAGGGGGUGCUGGGUUUGCCCCGCCUCAGGAGGAAGGGGGGAUCCCUCCCUGCCAGUGGGAGGGGUUGCAGCCUGCGCUUCCCCUCCCCACCCGCCAGCCCUGGGUUAAAUGCGGCUGCUGCCUCUGUGUGCUCCAGCUGCCUGGCAGUCCCCAUCUAGGGCACGCUGCCACGCCGCCGUUACCUGGUCCAAGUGCCCGGGAGGCUCCGCCUGUCGGCUUCGCUCUGCAGCUGCAUCUCUGAUCUGUCCUGCAGGCUCAGGCUCUGACACCUCCAUUCUCUGUCCCCAAGCGCCAUGAGAGGCCUUCUUUGCUGGCCCGUGUUGCUGCUCCUUCUUCAGCCCUGGGAAACCCAGCUCCAGUUGACAGGUCCCAGGUGUCACACUGGGCCCCUGGAUCUGGUGUUCGUGAUUGACAGCUCCCGCAGCGUGCGCCCUUUCGAGUUCGAGACCGUGCGGCAGUUCCUCAUGGGCCUCCUCCGAGGCCUGAACGUGGGUCCCAACGCCACGCGCGUUGGCGUGAUCCAGUAUUCGAGUCAAGUGCAGAGCGUCUUCCCUCUCCGCGCGUUCUCUCGCCGCGAGGACAUGGAGCGCGCCAUCCGCGACCUGGUGCCUCUGGCGCAAGGCACCAUGACGGGACUGGCAAUCCAGUACGCCAUGAACGUGGCCUUCAGCGUGGCCGAGGGCGCGCGACCGCCAGAGGAGCGCGUGCCGCGUGUCGCCGUCAUCGUGACAGACGGGCGGCCCCAGGACCGCGUGGCCGAGGUGGCGGCACAGGCGCGCGCCCGCGGCAUUGAAAUUUACGCGGUGGGGGUGCAGCGCGCGGACGUGGGCUCCCUGCGCGCCAUGGCAUCGCCCCCGCUAGACGAGCACGUCUUCCUCGUAGAGUCCUUCGACCUCAUCCAGGAGUUCGGCCUGCAGUUCCAGAGCCGGCUGUGUGCCAUUGAUCUGUGUGCUGAAGGGACCCAUGGAUGUGAGCACCACUGCGUCAAUUCCCCAGGCUCCUAUUUCUGUCGCUGCCAAGUUGGCUUUGUACUCCAGCAGGACCAGAGGAGCUGCAGGGCCAUUGACUACUGCAGCUUUGGGAACCAUAGCUGUCAGCAUGAGUGUGUUAGCACCCCUGGUGGGCCACGGUGCCACUGCAGAGAGGGCCAUGACUUGCAGCCUGAUGGGAGGAGCUGUCAGGUCCGGGACCUUUGCAAUGGCGUGGACCAUGGCUGUGAGUUCCAGUGUGUGAGCGAGGGCCUCUCCUACCACUGCCUGUGCCCCGAGGGGCGGCAACUUCAGGCAGAUGGCAAGAGCUGCAACCGGUGCCGGGAAGGCCACGUGGACCUUGUUCUGCUGGUUGAUGGCUCCAAAAGCGUGCGUCCACAAAACUUCGAGCUAGUGAAGCGCUUCGUGAACCAGAUUGUGGACUUCCUAGAUGUGUCCCCCGAGGGCACGCGCGUGGGGCUGGUGCAGUUCUCGAGCCGCGUGCGCACCGAGUUCCCUCUGGGUCGCUAUGGCACCGCAGCCGAGGUGAAGCAGGCGGUCCUGGCCGUGGAGUACAUGGAACGCGGCACCAUGACAGGGCUGGCGUUGCGGCACAUGGUGGAGCACAGCUUCUCCGAGGCACAGGGUGCACGGCCCCGUGCCCUUAACGUGCCUCGUGUUGGUCUGGUCUUCACGGAUGGCCGCUCCCAGGAUGACAUCUCGGUGUGGGCAGCGCGCGCCAAGGAGGAAGGCAUCGUCAUGUACGCCGUGGGCGUGGGCAAGGCGGUGGAGGCGGAGCUGCGCGAGAUCGCCUCGGAGCCAGCGGAACUGCACGUGUCCUACGCCCCAGACUUCGGCACCAUGACGCACCUGCUGGAGAACCUCAGAGGCAGCAUCUGUCCAGAGGAGGGCAUCAGCGCAGGGACAGAGCUUCGGAGCCCAUGCGAAUGCGAAAGCCUCGUGGAGUUCCAGGGCCGCACGCUGGGGGCGCUCGAGAGCCUGACGCUGAACCUGGCCCAGCUGACGGCGCGCCUGGAGGAUCUGGAGAACCAGCUGGCCAACCAGAAGUGAGGGCCACGGACGGCCCAGACCCGGGCUGGGGCGCGGCACCACGGACGGUGCCCCUUGCGCGCCAUCGGUGCGCCGGGGCCAGGCAGAACCUGGGCCCGUCCGGCUUGGGCUGUCGGGGCGGAGGCGCUGGCGGGCUUCCGGCAUUGAGCUGAGUUGGCCUCGCCCGGACCAUUAGGCGGACUGCGGCGUCAGGGGGAUAGCGGGUGGUGAGGGAAGGGGCACGUGCUAGACCGGCACGCCCUCGCCGCGUGCUGCGCUCAGUUCUUUGUUGGAUUUCUUGUUUGUGUUCUUAAAAAAAUAAAAAAAACUGAUUUCCA
Molecule: messenger RNA, 3447 nt
Organism: Gorilla gorilla gorilla (western lowland gorilla)
Lineage: Eukaryota; Metazoa; Chordata; Mammalia; Primates; Hominidae
Gene: MATN4
Product: matrilin 4
Exons: 11
Coding region: 1385-3130 (581 amino acids)
Molecular function (GO): calcium ion binding
Source: RefSeq, a predicted model, not a curated record